GUUCCGUGCUUAAUAGCGUCCCCUAUAUAAACGAAACGUGACGUAAUCCGCUUUCAUUAAUUUCCUCGACGCGGUGCAGUGUGGACGUAGUGUGAAGUGUAACCAAGUUCUUCAGAAAUCUUUUGGGCAUUGUGCCUGAUCGGAUACAGUCCCAUUGCGUUUCGCGUGGGCCUGCAUCCGACGGCCGCCAUCUUGGUUGCCGCGCGGGCGUGCUCGGAGGUAACUACGAUAUGGGUUUGUAACGGUAUCAUGCAUUUUACUAGUUAAUUUAAUGUUUCAUUGUUAAUAAAAUGUUUCAGUUAGCUAUAUACAAUAGUCGAUUGGAAUUAAAAGUUUAUUCAUAUUGAAUAAGAAAAUUGUAACAUAUGUUUAAGUAUGGAAAUAAAUGUUUUAAAAAUGGCGUAGAAUUUAAUUUGUCUAUUUUGUAAUAUUUGAAAUUUCACCCAACGUGUAUUAUUCCAUGAGUCAUCGUGGACUUCGGAGACAAUGGCAGUCAAGGUGCGAGUUGCUGCGUAGUUUAUUGUGAAAGGAGAGAUGGCGUACGUGUCUUGGCUUUGCGGCCUUACGGCUGCCUCAAACUAGCCCGCUACACGAGAUUAUACGGGGCCGGUACACAGUUCACAUAGGUAACGAUAGGUACCUAUUACCUACCAUCUUGCGCAAUUAAACUUUUUAUGUAUAGGCCCUAGAGGGCCGUUAUGUGUUGUUAUUUCGAGCACAGAUUCAGCUGACGAAAUGAGGCGCAAGUAAGACGGCUAGCGGCAUGCUGUCAUACAACUAAUAGCUGAUGAUAUUUUAUCAUGCGAUAUUUGACUAAUAUGUAAGAGUAGGGUGAGUGCCAAUAACAUGUUUAUAUAAUGCCCGAUUUAGACUUGGGCUAGUAUGUGUUGACUUUUAAAUCUACACAGGCUAAGCAGUAUCACGGCACAAAUGCAAGUAAAAUUGGAGCUCGCAAGUUGCACAAAUUUACUCUACAUAUUUUGUCCUGGCAUUGAACGGUAAAAAUUGAAAACAAAGUAACUAGGUAACAUCUUACACAUAUAUAUAAUAACUGUAAAAUGGAAUAACGGGCAUCAAAACUAAAUUAUUGAAACAAAUAUCUGAAAAUCAUUCUUCAAGCGAAAUCGAGAAACAAGUCAUUAUGGUAAGUUGUUUAGAUAACCAAACAGUAUUUAGUAUUUUUCUCGUAGCUUUAAUGUAAAUGUGGUAAAACAUUAAGCAUUUAGUAUGAUAUCAAAUUUCGACAAGAUUUGCAAAAAUAAUUGACGCCAUCUUGAUUUGUUCGUGUACAAUUCACAGCUUUUUUCCUGGGUGCCGUGGUGAUACCAAGACCAUAAUAAUAUCACUCCUUAGAGUAUGAUGCAUUGUGGACCUUCAAGAAGAAGGAAUCACUACCGCUCACGUCACCACGUCCCUAAAAGCAAGAUGACUUAUUCUCUAACGUAGGCAAUAACCAUGAAUUAAGGUCAUAUACAAAGAAAAUCUCGUGGUAAUAAAUAGGUAAGUGGAUAUUCCGUGAGUGGAAUCAUUUAACCUUGUUACCAAGGCAAAAACUAUUGGCCGAUUUCCGUAUUUUAUUGACACCUUUUCAAAAUCUUGGUAUUAACGCCAUUAUAUACGGUGGUAGGAUAUAAUGAGGUUUUUAGGUAAUUAUUUCAGGAAUUCUUAAAUAAAUUUAUUCAUCUUAUCAUAAGUAGCUAUACUAUGGAUCUGAUUUUGCGGACUUAUAAAUAUGCACACUUGGCAAAGAUGUGGAAUAUUUUGGGCUCAACUGUGUACCUGGCACCCAUUUUAUAAAUAUAAAACCUAUCAUUCAUCAACCAACCAUAUUCUAUUUGCUGCAAAUGAAUAUACUUAAUGUAUACAUGAACGCAAGAACUAAAAUUUUCAAUGCAAGUAAGAUUUAAGACCGGUAUAUGACAAUGCUUAAUUCACACCGCUGCAACCAAAAACAUUAUUUACAUACUGAUACUUAAGCCAAAAUCAAUUAUCAACAAAGAGGAAAGCUAUGACAAUAUUGGAAAUUUAUCUUGGAGAAGCCACUAAGGUAAUUUUUAUGAAUAAAGUGCAUUUAUCCUUAUUUAUUAAUCCCUAUCUGUAAGAAUUAAUAGCAGCUUAAUCUGCUAAUUAAUUAAUCCGAUAAAUCGCCAUUGUUUUGUUAGUAUUAUUUAGAAAGCUGAAAUUGAUAAGAGCUGGAUUUUAUCCUGGUUUUUUGGAAGUUGGCAUGACCUACUUAAUUAUUAUCCAUGGUGGGAUGCACACGAUACCACAGAGCUACCAAACGAUUCUUCAUUGACUUCAGGCUGGUUUGUGACUGAUUUAUAUUCAAAUGCAUGGUGAUUAAUGUGCUUAUGAAAUUUAUAUUGCAGUCACAGCUAUCUUUUGAACAUACCUACCAAGCUUUGUCUCUUGCUAGGAUAAUGUGUUUCUUACAGGCAUAUACUUAGACGAAAUAUUAAUUGAUAUACGAUACAUAUUUAAAUGAUAAUAUGACGAAGUAUUGUUCAACAGUCAACGAUAUUUAUAAGAAACUUAAAAUGAAACUUAAUGGUGAAAUACGACUAUUAUAACAAAAAAUAUGCAUAGAUUUAACUUGAAAAAACAAACUAAACAUAUGGAACAGAAGAAUUGUAUAUAGGCCCUAAAAAUUUUCUUCAAUAAAAAACCCCCAUCUUAAACUAGAUGCGUGUUCUGGAAUUAAGGUAAAUCACAGCGAAAAUAAGUAACUCUUUUAUACCUACUGUACAUCCAUUAAUUUCGUUUUCUAAAAUCUAGUUGUUUUUAUUUUAAAACGAAUAGCAGGUUUCAAUCGUACUACUUUAAAAUAAAUUGAUAAUGCACCUUAACAAUUUUAAAAUGGCACCGAUAUCAUCUUUAUGAGAUCAGGCGACAUUAGAACCGCUGACAGUCUGAUUUAUUUGAUUUUUCUAUCGUUUAUAAAUGUCGAGUUAUAUUAACUCUUCCAUUAUUUUAAAAACAUUUUGGAACUAUGGUUAAGUUAUGUACUUCACAUUUCAGAUACUUCCUAUUUUAAAAUAGAAAUCAAAUCUACAGUACUAAUCAAGCUAUCUAUGACAUGUACAUUCUAGUUCACGAAUAAAAAUUCUCCAAUUUAUUAUACGUACCUCACAUUAAAUAUUGAUGAUGGACGGAUGCAAGUGAAUGGACAACAUACGAUAAUAAUUAACAGAAAUUAAAAUGACAAGUCGAAUUAGCAACUGUCGCCUUGAGAAAUGAUACGAAUAUUUGAAAUUACUUUGUGAUGAAACCAUGGUCAUAAAUAGUACCACGCGCACCUCCAUAAACACUGCUUCCACCAUAGGUGUAAAUUACUGCGGCACGCGCUCUACGCCGUGGGCGCUAGAUCCUGCUGGACUUGUUCCGGUUCCGGUUUCACGCGCUCUAAGAAGCUGGUCCUGUACCGGCACCAAUCUCCACGCCCUGGUCAAUAUACUGCCACAUGUGCUCUACGCUGUGGGCGCGGGAAUCUUCCACACGUCCUUCAGGCUGUGAGCGCUAGAUCCUGCCGUCCGCGCUCUACUUGAGGGCGCUAUGUUGACUUCGAGCGUCAUACGCAGUUGGUCUUGUUCCACGCCCUAGUCAAUGAUACUGCCACAUGUGCUCUACGCCUGUGGGCGCGGGAAUCUGCCACACGUCCUUCAGGCCGUGAGCGCAAGAUCCUGCCAUCCGCGCUCUACUUGAGGGCGCUAUGUUGACUUCGAGCGCCAUGCGCAGUUGCAUGCAAUCCACUGGGCGCGGGAUCCUGCCGCACGCAAUCUACGACGUGGGUGCAGUCCAGCCAAACCGCACGCGCUCUAUGCUGUUAGCCAUUGAUCCUACCACAAGCGCUCAACGUCGUUGGCAGCAGAACCAGUCUCAAACAUUCCAAGCCUGGGCACCAGCUCUAUGCCAGGUUUUGUAUCGUAAACUCUCACGCAUCCUCACACUUUUUGCUCUUUAUAAGAACUAAUAAUUAUUUUGAAAAGCCUAAGUUUAAAUUUUACCGCUACCGUGUUGGUUUCAUUUAAAUAUUUUGUAAAUUAAUUUUGGUCGAACAUUGAUUGAAUCGCUAGUUAUCGAUCUAAGCAACACUGACGCUUUAUUAUUCUUUGCUGGCACCCCGCAAUUGCAAAUUAUAGCAACUGCGGCGUGGCGUUUUGAGCUUAAACAAGUAACUACGGAACUGCUUCGCGAUUAUCAACUUUGAGCUCUUGCAAUUGCGGGGUGCGUCUCGGCUCCUGCGACUACUGUGGCUUCAGGCUCUGGAUACUGCGACGGGCAACUACGAGCUCAUGCGAUGGGCGCUUCUUAAAACUCCGGAGAUAACGGGACUGCAGGGUGCAUCUUCAGGCACUGCCAACUGCGGAGCGCAUCUCCGAAUGUCGGGAACUGCGGGACGUGCAUCUUCAUUCUUCGCCGACUGCGGAUUGCAUCUCCAGUUGCCACUGACUGCCGCACAGGCUUCACCGACUGCAGGGUGCAUCUACAGGCUCUGCCGACUUCGGGAUGCAUCUCCUGUCGCCACUGACUGCCGCACAGGCUUCACCGACUGCAGGGUGCAUCUACAGGCUCCGCCGACUGCGGGGUGCAUCUACAGGCUCUGCCGACUGCGGGGUGCAUCUACAGGCUCUGCCGACUGCGGGGUGCAUCUACAGGCUCUGCCGACUGCGGGGUGCAUCUACAGGCUCUGCCGACUGCGGGGUGCAUCUACAGGCUCUGCCGACUGCGGGGUGCAUCUAUAGGCUCUGCCGACUGCGGGGUGCAUCUACAGGCUCUGCCGACUGCGGGGUGCAUCUACAGGCUCUGCCGACUGCGGGGUGCAUCUACAGGCUCUGCCGACUGCGGGGUGCAUCUAUAGGCUCUGCCGACUGCGGGGUGCUCUACAGGCUCUGCCGACUGCGGGGUGCAUCUAUAGGCUCUGCCGACUGCGGGGUGCUCUACAGGCUCUGCCGACUGCGGGGUGCAUCUAUAGGCUCUGCCGACUGCGGGGUGCUCUACAGGCUCUGCCGACUGCGGGGUGCAUCUAUAGGCUCUGCCGACUGCGGGGUGCUCUACAGGCUCUGCCGACUGCGGGGUGCAUCUACAGGCUCUGCCGACUGCGGGGUGCAUCUACAGGCUCUGCCGACUGCGGGGUGCAUCUACAGGCUCUGCCGACUGCGGGGUGCAUCUAUAGGCUCUGCCGACUGCGGGGUGCAUCUACAGGCUCUGCCGACUGCGGGGUGCAUCUACAGGCUCUGCCGACUGCGGGAUGCAUCUCCUGUCGCCACUGACUGCCGCACAGGCUUCACCGACUGCAGGGUGCAUCUACAGGCUCUGCCGACUGCGGGAUGCAUCUAUAGGCUCUGCCGACUGCGGGGUGCUCUACAGGCUCUGCCGACUGCGGGGUGCAUCUAUAGGCUCUGCCGACUGCGGGGUGCUCUACAGGCUCUGCCGACUGCGGGGUGCAUCUAUAGGCUCUGCCGACUGCGGGGUGCUCUACAGGCUCUGCCGACUGCGGGGUGCAUCUAUAGGCUCUGCCGACUGCGGGGUGCUCUACAGGCUCUGCCGACUGCGGGGUGCAUCUACAGGCUCUGCCGACUGCGGGGUGCAUCUACAGGCUCUGCCGAUUGCGGGAUGCAUCUCCUGUCGCCACUGACUGCCGCACAGGCUUCACCGACUGCAGGGUGCAUCUACAGGCUCUGCCGACUGCGGGAUGCAUCUCCAGUCGCCACUGACUGCCGCACAGGCUUCACCGACUGCAGGGUGCAUCUACAGGCUCUGUCGACGGCGGGGUGCAUCGGAUGGAUGACGGUGACUGCGGAUCAUGCAUUUUUAUUCUCAGCAGACUGCGGGGUGCAUCUCUAGGCGCGGUUGACUGCCGCACAUGCUUCGCCAACUGCUUCUAUUGAGCUUCUGCAGUUCCUGCGACUGUCAUCUUGAGAACUGGCGACAGCGGGGUGCAUCCUCGGGCGUCUGCAACUGUAGGACUUCACGAGACUACAGUGCGUUCGGAGCGCUGCUUAAAGGGUUAGCUUAGAAGCUAAUAAAAGAGUGAUAUAGCCACUAACUACAGGUUCAGCAUUUUGUUUCCGUAAAAGUAGAAUAGAAUUAUUUUUUAUGUUUGCAAAUGUCUGAUUUCUUGUAUUGUUGUGCUUUCUGCUAGUCAAUUAAGUAAAGAUAAAUGAAAAUUUUGUAUGGAAUGUAUUGCGUAAACAUUCCCUACAAGAAUAAAUUAUUUUACGCCGUUUUUCCACAGGCCAUUUAGGUUAACUGAUGUAAGACUAAAGAGUUCAUUGCAUUGCAUAUGGCUGCGAAAUAUUGCAAAACCAAUUUUUUACAGACUUGAUUUUAUGGAGUUUUAAAACGGAACGCAUAUGCAUAAUCAUUUUAUACAUUUUGCGACUAGCGGGUUGCGCCUACGUAAAUGACACGUAAGCCCCAAAUCUUUUCCAGGUAUCCAAACUAUUUCUUAAACAAAAAUGCAUAUUUCUGAGUAAUUAAUAUGAGAACAUGGAUCAGUUUAACAGCUUCUUCAGCUUUGUUUACUCUCCAGGUGUAUGAUACACAGCUAUGAUAGCUACAAAUUAUUUUAGGUAUUUCAGAUUAACAUCUAUUUCAGCUUAAGAGAAAAAAAGGACAAAAUGUAAUGUAAACGACAUACAAUCACAAAUUUACCAUGUCAAACAUAUUAAAAAUACUUGAGGCCUGUAAUUAUUUUGCAAUAAUAACUCAAAUGAGUUUUACUUACUCUACUGCACUCAAAUAUGUACCGUCUGAUGUGAAUAAAAAAUGUUACGGUAUAAAUUAUACUAAUUUACUAUCGAUAAAUCCAAAGGGUUGGGGAUAUAUUUUAAGUUAUACAACAUUAAAUAUGAUACACCUGGGCUGGUCAGAGGUCUGAAAAUGGAAGAAAAAGUGAAACUUCAAUAUAUAUGACAUUUCAAAUAAUGGUAAAAAGUUUAUAUCUCAAAGGUCACAGUAUUAUAAUAUAUGUACUAAAAAUGACGACCAAAUACUGCAUUCGGGAUCAAAAUUUUGGAUUAUAAAAUAUGUACACAAAGACCAAGAAAAAUGUAACAUUCAUACUGAAAAACCGUAAAUAAUGUUUUAUUAUCACAAAGUUGAAGACGGAUAACGAAUAUAAAAAAAACUGAAGAACCAACACAAAGUGAGAAGAACCAACAUGAAGUUGGAAGAAAGAACCAACACGAAGUGAAAAUAAAGAAUCAACAAGAAGUGAGAAGAACCAACAAGAACUGAGAAGAAUUAAUACGAAGUGAGAAGAAUCAACACGAAGUGAGAAGAAAGAAUCAACACGAAGUGAGAAGAAAGAACCAACAAGAAGUGAGAAGAAUCAACACGAAGUGAGAAGAAAGAAUCAACACGAAGUGAGAAGAAAGAAUCAACACGAAGUGAGAAGAAAGAACCAACUCGAAGUGUGAAGAGCCUCGAUAAUAAAAAACUUAAAAUGGGGCCAGAACAGAAGUUCUGUAGUAUCUAGUAACGGUAGACUAACCUGAACUAAGACGGAUUAAUAUAAGAACGAAAUCUAAAUGAAGAGAAAAAUACCAAGGUAUAGACUGAAAAUAAUGACGUAGGACGAAAAUACAGAACGAAGAUAGACUAAUAAACCAAGAACAAAUAUGGAGAUUGAACAACAAUAAUGAAAACUAAAGGAAUGAGAGAACAAGAGGAAGACUGAAGGAUGGAAUCGAAGACUCAAAUUUGAAGACGAAAUCUGAAAUAUGAAGACGAUGUAAACUGAAGACCGAAGAAGACGACGAAGACUGAAGACCGAAGCAGACUAGGAAGACUGAAGACCGAAGCAGACGAAGAAGACUGAAGAUGGUGAAGACCGAGGCAGACGAUGAAGACUAAAGACCGAAGCAGACGAUGAAGACUGAAGACCGAAGCAGACGAUGAUGACUGAAGACCGAAGCAGACGAGGAAGAUUGAUUACCGUAGAAGACGAUGAAGACCGAAGAAGACGAGGAAGACUGAAGACCGAAGAAGACGAGGAAGACUGAAGACCGAAGAAGACGAGGAAGACUGAAGACCGAAGAAGACGAUGAAGACUGAAGACCGAAGCAGACGAUGAUGACUGAAGACCGAAGCAGACUAGGAAGACUGAAGCAGACUAGGAAGACUGAAGAUCGAAGCAGACGAGAAAGACUGAAGACCGAAGCACACGAUGAACACUGAAGACCGAAGAAGACGAGGAAGACUGAAUACCGUAGAAGACGAUGAAGUCCGAAGAAGACGAGGAAGACCGAAUACCGUAGAAGACGAUGAAGACCGAAGAAGACGAGAAAGACUGAAUACCGAAAAAGACGAUGAAGACCGAAGAAGACGAUGAAGACUGAAGGCCGUAGAAGACGAGGAAGACUGAAGACGGUGAAGACCGAAGGAGACGAUGAAGACUGAUGACCGAAGAAGACGAGGAAGACUAAAUACCGAAGCAGACGGUGAAGACUAAAGACCGAAGCAGACGAUGAAUACCGAAGAAGACGAGGAAGAUUGAUUACCGUAGAAGACGAUGAAGACCGAAGAAGACGAGGAAGACUGAUGACCGAAGAAGACGAGGAAGACUGAAGACCGAAGAAGACGAGGAAGACUAAAUACCGAAGCAGACGAUGAAGACUAAAGACCGAAGCAGACGAUGAAGACUGAAGACCGAAGCAGACGAUGAAGACUGAAGACCGAAGCAGACGAUGAUGACUGAAGACCGAAGCAGACGAGGAAGACGGAAGCAGACUAUGAACACUGAAGACCGAAAAAGACGAUGAAUACCGAAGAAGACGAGGAAGAUUGAUUACCGUAGAAGACGAUGAAGACCGAAGAAGACGAGGAAGACUGAAGACCGAAGAAGACGAGGAAGACUGAAGACCGAAGAAGACGAGGAAGACUGAAGACCGAAGAAGACGAGGAAGACUGAUGACCGAAGAAGACGAGGAAGACUGAAGACCGAAGAAGACGAGGAAGACUGAAGACCGAAGAAGACGAGGAAGACUGAAGACCGAAGAAGACGAUGAAGACUGAAGACCGUAGAAGACUAGGAAGACCGAAGCAGACUAGGAAGACUGAAGACCAAAGCAGACUAGGAAGACUGAAGAUCGAAGCAGACUAGGAAGACUGAAGACGGUGAAGACCGAAGCAGACGAUGAAGACUGAAGACCGAAGAAGACGAGGAAGACUUCAUACCGUAGAAGACGAUGAAGUCCGAAGAAGACGAGGAAGACCGAAUACCGUAGAAGACGAGGAAGACUGAAGGCCGUAGAAGACGUAGAAGACUGAAGCAGACGAUGAAGACUGAUGACCGAAGAAGACGAUGAAGACUAAAUACCGAAGCAGACGAUGAAGACUGAAGACCGAAAAAGACGAUGAAUACCGAAGAAGACGAGAAAGAUUGAAUACCGUAGAAGACGAUGAAGACCGAAGAAGACGAGGAAGACUGAAGACCGACGAUGAAUACCGAAGGAGACGGGGAAGAUUGAAUACCGUAGAAGACGAUGAAGACCGAAGAGGCGAGGAAGACUGAAGACCGAAGAAGACGAUGAAGACUGAAGACCGUAGAAGACUAUUAAGACCGAAGCAGACUAGGAAGACUGAAGACCGAAGCAGACUAGGAAGACUGAAGACCGAAGCAGACUAGGAAGACUGAAGACCGAAGCAGACGAGGAAGACUGAAGACGGUGAAGACCGAAGCAGACGAUGAACACUGAAGACCGAAAAAGACAAUGAAUACCGAAGAAGACGAGGAAGACUGAAUACCGAAAAAGACGAUGAAGACCGAAGAAGACGAUGAAGACUGAAGACCGAAGACGAUGAAGACUGAAUACCGAAGAAGACGAUGAAGACUGGAGACCGAAGAAGAUGAUGAACUGAAUACCAAAGAAGACGAUGAAGACUGAAUACCGAAAAAGACGACGAAGACUGAAGACCGAAGAAGACGAGGAAGACUGAAGACCGAAGAAGAUGAGGAAGACUGAAUACCGAAAAAGACAAUGAAGACUGAAUACCGAAGAAAACUGAAGACCGUUAAAGACUGAAGACGGAACAAGACGAGGAAGACUGUAGACCGAAGCAGACGAGGAAGACUGAAGACCGAAGCAGACGAUGAAAACUGAAAAACGAAGAAGACUAACACUGAGGGCAUAUACGAAGAAGACUAACUCUGAGGGAUGAACACGAACACGACGCACACUGAGGGAUAACGACGAACACUGAACCAUAUCAAAAUUAAGAAAGAUGGACCAUGAUGAUGAUGGACGAAAAUGAAGAUUUAACAACAAAAAUAUAAGAGACUGAUUUAAACGUAAACUAGAUCUGAAGAACGAAUAUAAUGACUAAAAAACUACCGUACUUGAUACCUAAAAUAAAUGUUUAUGCACCGA
Molecule: messenger RNA, 10373 nt
Organism: Pieris rapae (cabbage white)
Lineage: Eukaryota; Metazoa; Arthropoda; Insecta; Lepidoptera; Pieridae
Exons: 6
Coding region: 4507-5844 (445 amino acids)
Source: RefSeq, a predicted model, not a curated record